AUGCACACCGAUGCCGCAUUUUCAACGUACGAAGACGAGCUACAGACACUGGUUGCUGUCGAGCAAACUGUGGCACCCUAUGGUCCUUCGCUCAUCGACCUGUACUUCCGCAAUGUACACCCCAGCUUUCCUAUCCUUCAGAAACACACCUUCAUGGACCGACAUCGAUGUGGCGACCGUCAGUUCCACUCGGGUCUGUUGGCUGGAAUGUAUCUCCUGGCUCUUCGCUGGUGGAACCGGGAUCCUGUACUCUCUCAACAUCCUAAACCUUCAGUAUACCGACUCGAAGAACUUGCGGCACGAUCUCUCAGCAUGGCAAUGCAACACCCCAAACUGUCUGCUCUCCAAGCUGGUUUAUUGCUUUUACAGAGACGACAAUCGACCGACUGGGGUCUGACUGUGCAACUGGUUGCUUUGGCCCAAGAUCUUGGUCUGCACAUUGACUGUACAAACUGGGACAUUCCGGUUUGGGAACGUCGGUUGCGCAAAAGAUUGGCAUGGGCACUCUACAUGCAGGACAAGUGGACGGCUCUGGUACAUGGACGACCAUCUCACAUUCAAGCUGCGGACUGGGCAGUAUCUGCUCUCUCCCUGGACGACUUCAACGAGGAAUUCGAGAAUGCCGACCAACAGAUGGUUGUCGAUGAUGAGAACGAGGAGGAAGAAAAGAGCAGAGUCAUCUUCAUCCAGAUGAUUGAGUUGACGAGUAUCAUGGCCGAGGUCAUUGAUGUGUUUUACACGCAGAGGGCCAAUGCAGAGUUUGAAAGAGGUGGUCGAAAUGCAACGCGGUUGAUUUUGGAACGUGCAAAGCCAGUUCAACUCAAGCUGAAGGAGUGGUUCUCAAAGUUGCCUGCGGUUGCAAGAAUGGAUGCGUACACACCGGGAAAGCUAUCCUCAAAUGUACCGUUGUUGCAGACUGUUGGCGGAAAACAGCAUGCCACUGCAAAGGACCAUGAACCGGACGACAAGCGCGCACCAGACUCGAGCGACGACGAUAGCGACAACGACACAUCAGGUCUCGGCGGACUCCCUCCGAAGAAGCCAAACCGUCUUCGCGUACCACAGCGAACGAAUCGAAACCCAAGUAGCUCUAUAGUGCCAGCGAAACGAGAGGCCGAAUCUGGAGAUGAACUUGACAGCCUGGUAUUCUCACAAUCAUCUCAAUCGAAACGUCCAUUGAAGACAUUUGGCAAGAAAUCUUUCAAAGCCAGAGAUAAGGUCGCACGGCAGCAAGAGAAGACAGCCAGUGCCUUCCGAGAGACUCCAGCAGUGCAGCCCAAACCUGAACCUCCCAAGAAGAAGGCCGGCUUCCGGACGACUCUACCUGCCCCCGAACCUCCAUCGUCACAAGCAGACGCUCCGCAAGCAGCCUCCGGUCCCACUUUCCGACAUCUCACAACUUCCGCUGCAGACAGCACAGAUGUCUCUGGCCAAUCUCAACCUAUAGUCCUCGAAUCAUCACAACUCUCGCCACCACCUUCGUCCCCUAUCAGCAGUGUGUGCGAUUUUGAUUUCGAAGAGAUAGUCGAAGAGCCCGACAAGAGCCCCCGUUGCCCCAUCUGCAGCGAGAAUAUUGAGCAAGAGUUCUGGGACAAGUUCCAAGAUGAAAUAUUGCACAGGCGGAUGAAUCUACGCCUCCAAGAAAAGUUCUGUCUGGCACACAAAGCUCGUACUGCAGAUGAUGUUUGGCAAGACAAAGGCUAUCCCAAGAUCGAUUGGUCCAUCCUACAACCGCGACUUGGCGCACAUCAUGCUCACAUCAACGCCAUUCUUGACGGAGAUUAUGAGAGUCCAUACUACAAGCAGCAUGCAAAAUUGGUAUCCCAGACCAAAGGUCAUUCCGCCAGAUCAGCUGCCGUAUCAGGACGUUUCACUGGCUUACGUGCCGGCUACUACGGGACAAAAGGCGAGAAGAUCAUUGGUGCAUCAGGGGGCGUCUCAGGCUACGUGCACGCCAUCUUGGUACCAGAGAUGGCCCUCGGACUCAUCAUGGAAGACAUGGAUUGCGACCGAGAAAGGGCCAGAACCAUUCUAGCCGACAGCGCAGACAUAGGCGAAAUGUUCAACGCAGAAGAAGACGAAAAAGUCCAGCGUGUCGAGAUUGAUCUAGACACGAGCGGUAUCAACGACGACAGCGAGAUCGUCUACACGCAAACGCCAAAAAAGGGGUUCCGAUUGGCUUGA
This is a messenger RNA of Aureobasidium vineae, 2184 nucleotides long. NCBI's taxonomy places the organism in Eukaryota, Fungi, Ascomycota, Dothideomycetes, Dothideales, Saccotheciaceae. The record is from the annotation of a GenBank genome assembly.